Messenger RNA from Caenorhabditis briggsae, 522 nucleotides. The record is from RefSeq and is a predicted model, not a curated record. Gene Ontology annotation, biological process: mitotic cytokinesis. The transcript is spliced from 3 exons. The coding region runs from base 1 to 522 and encodes 173 amino acids. Lineage: Eukaryota; Metazoa; Nematoda; Chromadorea; Rhabditida; Rhabditidae.
AUGGAGUCCGCCGGAAUCCACCAGACUGCUUACAAUUCGAUCAUGAAGUGCGACAUCGAUAUCCGCAAGGACUUAUUCGCCAACACCGUUCUCUCCGGGGGAACCACCAUGUACCCAGGGAUUGCUGAUCGCAUGCAGAAGGAAAUCGCCGCUCUUGCCCCAUCAGCCAUGAAGGUCAAGAUCAUCGCCCCACCGGAGCGCAAGUAUUCAGUUUGGAUUGGAGGAUCUUACAAUUCGAUCAUGAAGUGCGACAUCGAUAUCCGCAAGGACUUAUUCGCCAACACCGUUCUCUCCGGAGGAACCACGAUGUACCCAGGGAUUGCUGAUCGCAUGCAGAAGGAAAUCGCCGCUCUUGGCCCAUCAGCCAUAAAGAUCAAGAUCAUCGCCCCACCGGAGCGCAAGUAUUCCGUUUGGAUGGGCGGAUCUAUUCUCGCUUCACUCGACAGCUUCCAAGAGAUGUGGAUCUGUAAGGAAGAAUAUGAUGAUGCUGGACCAUCUAUUGUCCAUCGCAAGUGCUUCUAA